Bufo gargarizans (Asiatic toad) is the source of this 1314-nucleotide messenger RNA. RefSeq names its product gastrula zinc finger protein XlCGF49.1-like. Gene Ontology annotation, molecular function: RNA polymerase II cis-regulatory region sequence-specific DNA binding; DNA-binding transcription factor activity. Lineage: Eukaryota; Metazoa; Chordata; Amphibia; Anura; Bufonidae. Bases 387 to 1040 code for a protein of 217 amino acids. The transcript is spliced from 3 exons. Gene Ontology annotation, biological process: regulation of transcription by RNA polymerase II. The record is from RefSeq and is a predicted model, not a curated record.
CACUGGAUGGCUCAGAAGAACAUCACAAUGUUGAUCAAUAUUAUCAGAAGAUAAAGAGUGAAGAUUUGAACAUUAUUAAGACUACAGAAACAUAUGUGAAGAGUGAUGAGCAAAGUACUGAAGACAUUCCUACUGCUAACUCCCUAGAUGACUGUACCACAAGCUCAAAGAAACACCUGAUAUCGUUAGAUUUUACAGAAAAUGUUUGUGGUAUCAAAGAGGACACAUUUGAUAGCGUUAAUCAAUCAACUGAUCUUUUUCAAUGGGUCCGAUCUUUGGAUUCAUCACAGACUGUUAAGCAAAACAAAGAACAAGGAUGGGCUGAAACUCCAAGAACUCUCACAGGGGAGAAGCCGUAUUCAUGUUCAGAAUGUGGAGACUGUUUUAUGCAGAAAUUAGAUCUCAUUAAACACCAUAGAAUUCACAAGGAUGAAAAGCCAUUUUUGUGUUCACAUUGUGGGAAAUGUUUUAUACAGAAAUCAGAUCUCAUUAAACAUCAGAGAAUUCACACGGAUAUAAAAUCAUUUACAUGUUCAGAUUGUGGAAAAUGUUUUAUACAGAAAUCCGAUGUCAUUAAAUAUCUGAGAUUUCACAUGGAUAAAAAGUCAUUUUUGUGCUUGGAAUGUGGGAAAUGUUUUACGCUGAAAUCAGCUCUUGUUAUACAUCAGAGAAGUCACACAGGGGAGAAACCAUUUUUAUGUUCAGAAUGUGGGAAAUGUUUUAUCCAGAAAGCAGACCUUGUUGCACAUCAGAGAAUUCACACAGGAGAGAAACCAUUUUCAUGUUCGCAAUGUGGGAAAUGUUUUACUCACAGAUCAUCUUUAAUUGCCCAUCAAAUAAUGCACACAGGGGAGAAGCGGUUUUCCUGUUCAGAAUGUGGCAAAUGUUUUACUCAGAAAUCAGCUCUUGUUGUACAUCAGAGAAUUCACACAGGAGAGAAGCCAUUUUCAUGUUCAGAUUGUGGGAAAUGUUUUGCUCAGAAAUCACCUCUUGUUGCACAUCAGAGACUUCACAAAGCAGAGAAGCCAUUUUCACAUUAAGAGAGUCAUUUUUUGUUUCCUAUAAUUUUCAUGUUCUCAAUAUUUCAUAUUAUUAAACAUCUUUGAACUCCUACACAGAAGUCGUCAUAUCUUUUGGUUACAAGUCAAGAAAACAGGAAAGCAAUAUUGAGCACAAAAUAAUGAUUAAGAUAUAAAUAUGUAUGUGUCUUUUAUCCAAAAAACGAACAGAAUCCAGUUAACGCACCUAUUGAUCCACCAUAUGCAUAGAAUAUUUCACAAAGACAAACUUGUUAUCAAUUGUUAAUAAACAUUU